Molecule: messenger RNA, 606 nt
Organism: Fusarium redolens
Lineage: Eukaryota; Fungi; Ascomycota; Sordariomycetes; Hypocreales; Nectriaceae
Exons: 2
Coding region: 1-606 (201 amino acids)
Source: RefSeq, a predicted model, not a curated record
AUGUCUGACCUUACUUUCCCAACCUCAGAUUCAUCAGCUGGUCGCAUCAGCCCGGCCCCAUCUCUUACAGAGUCAAACUGCAAAUGUAAUCUCGACAUACCCCAAAGCGCCAAGCUCGCACUGAUCAUUCACGAGGAGCAAGAUGAUGUCUUAUCCGACUCUGCCGAAUAUACCUUCGAACCAGGUAAAGGCCCACCAAUCAAAGUCAAAGCCCUCCGUGCACGACAAUUCAUCAAGAAGAUUGUUAGUUUCGAUCAGGAUUCAGACUACGCCAAAGCGUUCCGCAGCAACUGGGAAUCAGUGAAGCUUUCAUGCAGCCUUCUAUAUAUAGUUGCGACUUUGUAUGGGGAACAAGAAGGUGAGAAAGAAUGGCCUAUUGAGUGGGAGGAUGGGACCGCUUUGACCUUUUUCCUCGAGGAGACUGUUGCAGCCUGGAUAGAGGAUCUUUCAGAUGAAGAAACAACCAAAGUUGAGGAACUAGCUGAGAUAAUGGGGACGUCUUUCGCCGUUGAUCUUGAUGACGACGCUGCUGUGAGGAGGUAUCAGAGUCAAGUAUGGGAGCAUAAGUACAGGGGUUGGGUAGCUCAGGCUAGGACUUCGACUUGA